Molecule: messenger RNA, 1491 nt
Organism: Penicillium chermesinum
Lineage: Eukaryota; Fungi; Ascomycota; Eurotiomycetes; Eurotiales; Aspergillaceae
Product: tRNA-dihydrouridine(16/17) synthase
Exons: 4
Coding region: 1-1491 (496 amino acids)
Molecular function (GO): tRNA dihydrouridine synthase activity
Source: RefSeq, a predicted model, not a curated record
AUGUCCACCACUGCUUCCCCGCAAAAUGGCGCCUCCAAUGGCCCAGAGCACACUCCUGUGCCAACUCCGAAGAAGAAACUCCAAGGACGGCAAUUUUAUGAAAGCAUUGGAAGUCCGAAAUAUGUUGUUGCGCCAAUGGUAGAUCGGUCCGAGUUUGCGUGGCGUAUGCUCACUCGGUCCUUCAUGUCCCCUGACGAAAAGAAACAAAUACUCGCAUAUUCGCCCAUGUAUCACGCACGUCUCUUUGGGGAACAGGCGAAGAUGCGCAGCCAGUUCUUCCAACCCACUCGCGGCUCCGCUGCUGGAGAGGGGAAUCGUGAUGAGAAGCGGAAAGACGAAUUAUAUUUAGACGGCAACCCGCUCUUCGACCGACCUCUAUUCGUCCAAUUCUGUGCGAACGACCCGAACGAGUUCCUCGAGGCUGCGCGCCAUGUGGCACCAUAUUGCGAUGCGGAGGAUUGGGAUCUUAUCUACAGGCUGAUCAACAAACUGCACACUGAACUCUCAGUUCCUGUCACGGCGAAGUUCCGGAUCCAAGAGACUAAGGAGAAGACUUUGGAAUAUGCCAAGAUGAUUCUUUCGGCGGGCGCAAAUAUCAUUACAGUACAUGGACGUCGCCGGGAACAGAAGGGCCACGAAACGGGACUAGCCGACUGGAGCUACAUUCGCUACCUGCGGGAUAACCUUCCGCCUGACACUGUGAUUUUUGCCAAUGGCAACAUCCUCAAUUACGACGACCUCGAGCGCUGCCUCAAAGAAACCGGUGCCGAUGCCGUGAUGAGCGCCGAGGGCAACCUGUCCGACCCGACUAUCUUCAGCAAGCCUCCAGCUGUCGGCAGUGGCGGCCGAGAGUACUGGUGGGGCCGUGAUGGCAAAGGCGGCUACCGCAUCGAUGCCGUUCUGCGACGAUACUAUGACAUUAUCUAUAGACAUGUCCUUGAACAGCCAAUUCCGGAGCGAAAGCCGCUUUUCAUCCCCUCUGAUCCUGUGGAUGAGGCGACCGAGGCACAUGAAUCGGAAGAGGAGGAAGGACCACCCCAGAAGAAGCAGAAGAAGGACAAACACCGGCGGUCAAAUUCACCCAGUCUCAGGUAUGCCCUUGCCCGGUCCAAGGGCGGUGAUAUGCCUGCUUUCGAGCAUGUAUUAACCCUUGUGGAACGGGCAAUCAAAUCGGGACUGCUAGAGUACGAGGCAAAUCCCGAGAAGUUCGAGAGGUCACCGGAUGUCACUUUGACAGGCUCCAAAGCCACUAUCGCAGAGUAUGGCCGGCCGUGGUGGGUUUGCCAGCCGCAUAUCCGGCCCUUGCCCGAAGAGGCUCUUGUGAACGGGGCUCUGACUGCCAAAGGCUCAGUGACCACCGCUAAGGGUCGGAAGGAUGAUGAACCACCUGCGGGCUCCAAAUCCGCAGCUUCUGAGAAACCCUCUACUCCGGCCAAUGGCGGUUCUGAAACCUCGGCCACUCUCACUCCUGAUAAUUUAGUGAGCGGUUAA